UUCUCACCUGUGCAGGAUACACCUUCUCACCUGUGACGUCACCUGUUCUGGACAUACAUUCUCACCUGUGCAGGCCACACCUGUGCCGACCUCACCCCUGCUGGGACCUCACCUGUGCCCAGGUGUGCACUCCCAACAUGAGGCUCCUUUACCUGCAGAGCCACCUGGGGCUGCUCCUCUACCUGUCCCUGAGCGGUCCCGCCCUGGCCCCACCCUCACCUGUCCCGCUGCGCCUGGCGGGCGGCCCCGGGCGCUGUGCGGGACGUGUGGAGGUGCUUUACCUGCACAGGUGGGGGACGCUCUGUGGCCACACCUGGGGCCUGGCCGAGGCUCAGGUGGUCUGUCGCCAGGUGGGCUGUGGCCCCGCCCUGUCGGCACCAGGCGGGGCCCACUUCGGGCAGGGGGAGGGGCCAGUGUGGCUGGACCGGGUCACCUGCACAGGCACUGAGGGCCACCUGGGUGAGUGCCAGGUGGGGCCCUGGGGAGAGGCCAGCUGUGAGCACGGCGCUGACGUGGGCGUGGUGUGUGCAGGUGAGGCAGGUGGGGCUUGGGGAGGGGCGGGUAGGGGGCUCAGGGAGGUGGGGAAAGGGAGGUUUACCUGUUUGGACCUACCUGUGACCACACCUGAGCCCAGAACCCUCCCAGACUCACCUGUUGACCCCAGAACCCUCCCAGUCACCUGCUGACCCUGAGACCCCCCAAUACUCACCUGGUUUGAUCCCAAACCCUCCCAGA
This is a messenger RNA of Manacus vitellinus (golden-collared manakin), 735 nucleotides long. RefSeq names its product scavenger receptor cysteine-rich domain-containing group B protein-like. NCBI's taxonomy places the organism in Eukaryota, Metazoa, Chordata, Aves, Passeriformes, Pipridae. Bases 138 to 686 code for a protein of 182 amino acids. The transcript has 2 exons. Gene Ontology annotation, cellular component: membrane. The record is from RefSeq and is a predicted model, not a curated record.